This is a messenger RNA of Peromyscus maniculatus bairdii (prairie deer mouse), 4667 nucleotides long. RefSeq names its product mitochondrial tRNA translation optimization 1 (gene Mto1). NCBI's taxonomy places the organism in Eukaryota, Metazoa, Chordata, Mammalia, Rodentia, Cricetidae. The record is from RefSeq and is a predicted model, not a curated record. Gene Ontology annotation, biological process: tRNA methylation; tRNA wobble uridine modification. Gene Ontology annotation, molecular function: flavin adenine dinucleotide binding. Gene Ontology annotation, cellular component: cytosol.
CGCAGGGCAAGAUGGCGGCGCCCAGACGGCUUCCCCGGGGCUUAGUGGCUGCGGGUCGUCUGUCCUCCCUCGGCAUGUUGCUUCUCCGGGACGGCGGCCGCUGGGCCGCGGCAUCCCUCGGCAGACGCUUGCCUUCGCCUCGCCUCCGCAGCGACAGCGCGGCCCCGUGCCGCGCGCGCUUCGAUGUGGUGGUGAUCGGAGGCGGGCACGCGGGGACCGAGGCGGCCGCCGCCGCCGCGCGCUGUGGCUCGCGGACUCUGCUCCUCACACACCGCGUGGACACGAUCGGUCAGAUGUCCUGUAAUCCUUCCUUUGGUGGCAUCGGAAAGGGGCAUUUGAUGAGGGAAGUAGAUGCCUUGGAUGGCUUGUGUUCUCGGAUCUGUGACCAGUCUGGUAUACAUUACAAAGUAUUAAACCGGCGUAAGGGUCCCGCUGUGUGGGGGCUGAGAGCGCAAAUUGAUCGGAAACUUUAUAAACAGAACAUGCAGAAGGAAAUCCUGAAUACGCCCCUGCUCACUGUUCAGGAGGGAGCUGUAGAAGAUCUAGUUCUUACAGAACCGGAGCCUGGAUACGCUGGGAAGUGCCGGGUCAGGGGUGUUAUUUUGGCAGAUGGAAGCACAAUUUAUGCAGAGAGUGUAAUUCUGACAACUGGGACAUUUCUGAGAGGCAUGAUCGUAAUUGGAUUGGAGAUGCAGCCUGCAGGACGUUUGGGGGAUCAGCCCUCUAUAGGGUUGGCUCAAACUCUGGAGAAGUUGGGGUUUGUGGUAGGAAGACUGAAGACUGGGACCCCACCCCGACUUGCCAAAGAGUCCAUUAAUUUCACCAUUCUAAACAAGCACACACCAGAUAAUCCAUCCGUGCCAUUCAGCUUCCUCAGUGAAACAGUGUGGAUCAAGCCAGAAGAUCAGCUGCCGUGUUACUUGACUCACACCAACCCCAGAGUGGAUGAGAUUGUCCUUGGGAACCUUCACCUGAAUAACCAUGUUAAGGAAACUACAAGAGGACCCCGAUACUGUCCCUCUAUUGAAUCAAAGGUUUUACGUUUUCCAAACCGUGUACAUCAGGUUUGGUUGGAACCGGAAGGAAUGGAUUCUGACCUUAUCUACCCCCAAGGGUUAUCUGUUACCCUACCCGCUGAGUUACAGGAGAAAAUGAUAACAUGCAUCAGAGGCUUGGAGAAAGCCAAAAUGGUUCAUCCAGGCUAUGGUGUUCAGUAUGACUAUCUGGACCCCCGGCAGAUCAGCCCGUCCCUCGAGACGCAUUUGGUUCAAAGGUUGUUCUUUGCGGGACAGAUCAACGGAACCACUGGCUACGAGGAAGCUGCAGCUCAGGGUGUGAUAGCUGGAAUCAACGCCAGUCUUCGGGUCAGUCAAAAACCACCCUUUGUUGUAAGUCGCACAGAAGGCUACAUAGGAGUCUUGAUUGAUGACCUCACUACACUGGGCACCAGCGAACCAUACCGCAUGUUCACUAGCAGGGUAGAGUUCCGCUUGUCACUGCGCCCGGAUAAUGCUGACAUCCGCCUCACAUUCCGAGCUCAUAAGGACGCCGGCUGUGUGUCCCCACAGCGAUAUGAAAGAGCGUCAUGGAUGAAGUCUUCCUUAGAAGAAGGCAUGUCUGUGUUGAAAUCCAUUGAGUUUUCAAGCUCCAAGUGGAAAAAGUUAAUUCCACAAGCUCCUAUAAGUAUUCAUAGAAGCCUUCCUGUCAGUGCCCUAGAUGUUCUUAAGUAUGAAGAAGUUGACAUGGAGUUACUAGCCAAUGCUGUACCUGACCCCUUGAAGAAGUAUACUACUUCUAGAGAUCUGGCUAGAAGACUGAAAAUAGAAGCUACUUAUGAGUCAGUCUUGCUGUAUCAACUACAAGAAAUAAAGGAGGUUCAGCGAGAUGAAGCUUUCCAACUGCCACAAGACCUAGAUUAUCUAACAAUCAGGGAUGUGUCAUUGUCCCAAGAAGUUCGAGAGAAGCUACACUUGAGUCGCCCACAGACAAUUGGGGCCGCUAGUCGUAUCCCUGGAGUGACACCAGCUGCCAUCGUCAAUUUGCUCAGAUUUGUGAAGACCACUCAGCAGAAACAGGCAGCAGUAAAGGAGCACCAAACCAGUUAGUGCUUACGUGGGAUACAAAGAAACUUCGAGAACUGUAACUUCCAUUUCAUAGAGGACUUUAGAAGAAGCUUGGAGAGCAUAAAAGGAGAUAAAAAUAACACCUGUGAGCAUUGUUAGAUUAUUUUAGAUUUGUCCUUGUAAGACAGAGGUUACAGUUGUGCAUUUUUUUAUGUAUCUAGUCAAAAUUGUUAAAGAACAAUGUAUAGUUCUCUCUGAGGCUUUUUACAGUAAGCUUAUUUCUACAGGCCAUAUAGCAUUCAUCAGAUUAAUAAUUAAGUCAAAACUAAGCCUGAAACUGAGGGGUGAUACAGAUUUUAAAUAAUCCAUCUCUUAAUAGGCUGAAGCAGGGCUGGGUAGUGAUGAUGCACACACCUUUAAUCCCAGCACCUGGGAGGCAGAGAGGCAGGUGGAUCUCUUGAAUUUGAGGCCAGCCUGGUCUGAUCAAGUUCCAGGCAGCUAGGGCUUCACAGAGACCCCCAGUCUUGAAAAACCAAAAAAAAAAAAAAAAAAAAGAAAGAAAAAGAGGUUGAAGCAGGAGGAUCAGGAGCUCAAGAUUAAAUUGGCUACACAAUGAGACCUGGUCUCAAGGAAACAAAGACAGCCACUUGCAAAGCCUGUGCUCCUUGGCCUGCCCUCUUCCCCGACACUGGACUGUCUCACUUGUUCUCUGAAGCUCUACCAUUCCUGCCUGCUUUCUUUUAACCAAAUGGUAUUUCUUUCUCUCUCUUCUCCAGCUCCCUCUUGCUGACAGCUGCAGACAUUUACAGCUUGCUUGUCCUGUUUUUCUCAAACUCUAGUAAAAUUGUCCUUAAGCUUUAGAAACAAAGUAUUCAGGGGCAGGAGAGAUGGCCCAGAGGUUUGCUCCUCUUGUAGAGGACCUGAGUUUGACUCCCUAUACCCACAUCAGCCUGAUGCUUGUAACUGCAGUUCAAGGUGUCUAAUGCCCUCUUCUGGCCUCCACUAGUUAGUACCCAGACCUUCUCUGUGCCCCUCCCCAAACAAAAUCUUUGAGGGGAAGCUUGCACUUUUCCAGUCCCAGGCUCUUCAGGAACACAGUUACUGUGUAGACAUUGCCAAGUCUAAGAACCCACAGAUAUAACCAGUCCAGAAACACCAUCAAGAAACCCAAGUAUAAAGAUAAAAUUGCAAGGGGGCUGCUCCAAAUGCCUGAUGGGCAUGUUAGUUUGUCAAGAAGUCUGAGGAUGCUGAAGCCAUCGAGGCCUUUUUAAGAACAGACUCCGGAAGAAGACAGACAAUGUAGUCAGUGAGUGGACAUGCUGAGGGUUAUCAAGGCCCCAGAAGGCCUGUCUGCUAGUGUGGAAAUAGAUGAAUUAAUGUGACAACCCCAUCCCCAUAUUGUGUGCAAGUGGCUAGUAAACAAGAUAGGGAAAAAUUUGAAAAAGAAAAAAAAAGAUCAAUUUGUAGAUUUGCUACUCAAGCCCAUGUGUAAAGUUAAUUUGGAAUACUUUACUCAUAAAAUACACCAAAUCACAGGCUUAACCUUGUCUGCUUACUGUAGGUUAGAAAGCUAGGAUAAGAAAUGAAGACUGAAGCCGGGCGGUGGUGGCGCAUGCCUUUAAUCCCAGCACUCAGGAAGCAGAGUCAGGCAGAUCUCUGUGAGUUCGAGGCUAGCCUGGCCUACAGAGGGAGAUCCACGACAGGCACCAAAACUACACAGAAAAAUCAAAAAGAAAAAUGAAGACUACAAAACCUGCCAGAUCUCUUAAGAAUUUUUCAGCGUGUGUGUUAUUACACUAUUACAUACAUAUAAUCCUAAUACUGGGAAAGGCAGGAGAGGAGAGCAGAUGAAAAAUGAAUCAGCAGUUAAGUGCAGUGGCUGCUUUUUUUUUUUUUUAAGAUUUAUUUAUUAUGUAUACAGUGCUCUGUCUGCAUGUAUCCCUACAGGCCAGAAGAGGGCACCAGAUCUCAUUACAGAUGGUUGUGAGCCACCAUGUGGUUGCUGGGAAUUGAACUCAGGACCUUUGGAAGAGUAAGCAGUGCUCUUAACCUCUGAGCCAUCUCUCCAGCCCCAGUGGCUGCUUCUUCAGAGGACAAGGAAUCAAGUCUCAAUACACACAUGAUGGCUCACAACAGUAUAUAACUCCAGUUCCAGGGGAUCCAACACCUGGCCUUCAUGGCCUUUUGACAGACAGACAAUACAUGUAGGCCAAACACCCAUACAUGUAAUACUUUUUAAUUUUAGCAAUUGAAAGAGGAGGCAGGAAGCUCAGAAAUUCAAAGUCAUCUGUUUAGGCUAGUCUGGGCUACAUCAAGACUCUGCCUCAAGUGUAUGGGUGUAUGAGAGGCUAUAUGUGUAUCCCAUGUAGUUUUGGAAUUAAUUUGUAGGUUAAAAGCUGACUUAGGACAUUUAAAUCUAAUUUGGAAAUUUUCAAUAGUCAUUAGUUUUUGAACAUUAAUGAAAGUGCUAUAAAACACCAAGUUAUUUUGUAAGCUGGUUAAGAGAGGUUAAAGAUGGACAUAUAUCAUACAAUAAAAACGUUUGAUGUAAUUGACCUGGCCAUUAUUUAACAUUAAUAAAGAAAUCCAUCCAUAGUAACUGAA